UUCUCGCUUUCAACAGUUAUCGAUCUAUCGAUACCGAUGAUAUCUGACAAAUAAUAAGUUUAUUUUAUCAUAGAAAUAAACAGUGCCUUGUUUAUGUAAACAAUUGGAGAAACUGGAAAAACAAUGGGUUUGUUCAUAUCAUUUGAAUAAAUAAUUAAGCAUAUAUUUAUCUUUCAAAUAUUAAUGACUCUAAGGGUAUUGACAAUUAAUAUCUAUCUUAGUAAGUGUCGAAGAAAAUAUGGAACAAAGUUCUAAAAACGUAGAGGAUAAGCUUUUCGACGAAAUUAUCGGACACAUAGAAGAUAUUUUGUUAGAAGACGAAUUUCACUCUAUUCAAAAAAAAUUUUUGGAUAAUUAUUGGGAUGUUUUUGAACCUGUAGAGGAAAAUAAAUUAAUUUAUACAGAUAUAUUCAAUGAAUAUAAUAAGGCAGUGGAAAAUUAUAUCGUUAAUUACUUACAGAAGCUAAUACCACAUUUUAAUAUUGACACAUUUUUAGAACAUUUAAAUAAUAAGCAAAAUGAAUUGGAAGGUGAAGUGUUUGAAGUGUUAUCAACCUUCACAGACUUCAUGUCCUUCAAAGAAAUGUUUCUUGACUUUAGAGCUGUAAAAGAAGGAAAGGUUCAAGAUCUUAGUUGUGGAAUAUCUGUUACAUCUCUCAAAAGUAAUACGAAUGACAAUGAUUCUUUUGGAUAAAAAAUUUUCUCAAAAAAAUAAAUAUUUUAAAUAUACUAAAGAAAUAAAUUACCUGUUCACUAAUUGUA
Molecule: messenger RNA, 762 nt
Organism: Bombus impatiens (common eastern bumble bee)
Lineage: Eukaryota; Metazoa; Arthropoda; Insecta; Hymenoptera; Apidae
Product: ADP-ribosylation factor-like protein 2-binding protein
Exons: 6
Coding region: 239-694 (151 amino acids)
Biological process (GO): maintenance of protein location in nucleus; positive regulation of tyrosine phosphorylation of STAT protein
Cellular component (GO): mitochondrial intermembrane space
Source: RefSeq, a predicted model, not a curated record